CUCCUUUCCUUCCAAAAUCAGUCUCCCUAUCUGAAAGGCUAAAACCCUGACCCUGAGCUAGACGAAGAACCGAGAAUGGCGUUCAGAGCAGCGAUACGGAAAUCGGCAUCAACUUUGGCCCCACUCGUGGGUCGAGCUAUUAGUCGUGUUGAAGCUCGCCGGAGCUUCGGUUCUGCAAUCCUCACAGCUGCAGGCGGUCGCCGCGGUUGUAUUUGCGGGAGAGGACACGCUGGUGUUUCGCAUUUAUGCGGCUAUUCUACAGCUCCCGUGGUGAGCAACAAGCCGGCUGCCGGCGAGUCGCUCCUCCGAAUCAUCGAGGAUGAAAUCAAGACUUCCCAGGAGACUGAUGAUCACGAUCAGGUUGAGGAUGUUCCAGCAGGUUUCCCUUUCGAGAUUGAGGAUAAACUGGGUCAACAGACACUAACACUGACAAGACAAUACGAAGGUGAACAUGUUAAAGUUGAGGUUCACAUGCCUGAUCUCGUCACCGGUGAAGAGAAUGAUGUUCGAGAUGAUGACGACGAUGAUGAUACCGAGAGGCCAACUCAGUCUAGCCUCCCGUUGGUUGUCACUGUUACCAAGAAGAGUGGAACCUCUUUGGAGUUCAGCUGUGUUGCUUUUGCAGAUGAGAUUGCAAUUGACAGCUUGUCGGUGAAGAAACCUGAAAACAAUUCUGAAGAAAUGGUGUACGAUGGACCAAACUUCCAUGAUUUGGAUGAGAAUCUGAAGAAUGCUUUCCAUAAGUAUUUGGAUAUACGAGGAAUCAAGCCCAGCACAACCAAUUUCCUCCACGAGUACAUGAUCAACAAAGACAGUAGAGAGUAUUUGGGCUGGUUGAAUGACCUCAAGAAGUUCGUGCAGGCAUGAAAGUUUAUCGAAAGCACUUCUUCGAUCUCUUUGGCCGAUGCAAUUUCGAAUUCAACACCGUUUAGGUUUACUAAGUCUGGUGUGGAGAUGCUCGUCAUUAAUGUUGGUAGAGUUUCUCACUGUUAUAGUAUCCGCGGUUAGUGCUGACUCUGCUGGGCAGCUUUUUGCUUAUCGAACUACCGGUGGUAAGUGCUAUAUGUUCAGAUGAGAUGUUGCUUAUGAAAAAGUGAAUUUGGGUUCUCUUUCAUGAGUACAUGUAAACAAGAUGCUGUAUCAGGUAGACCAUCUGUGGCUUCGGUGUGAAAGAAAAGAACUUUGGGAUGUAUUUACUGGUUCCUAGUCGUCUCUGGUUGUUCGGAACUAGCUCCUGGACGUUGGUGUUUUUUUCUUCGUCCUUUUGGUGGACACUGAACACGUACUACAUUGUGAAAUCUAAGGUAGUAGCAUUCCAAAUUUUUAUUUUUAUCCUAAUCGAAGUUAUGCAUUUUUAAAAUAUAUUUUUUAGAUUUCUUCC
This is a messenger RNA of Linum tenue, 1381 nucleotides long. NCBI's taxonomy places the organism in Eukaryota, Viridiplantae, Streptophyta, Magnoliopsida, Malpighiales, Linaceae. The record is from the annotation of a GenBank genome assembly.